Messenger RNA from Salpingoeca rosetta, 18230 nucleotides. RefSeq lists its product as uncharacterized. Gene Ontology annotation, cellular component: nucleus. Bases 116 to 18160 code for a protein of 6014 amino acids. Gene Ontology annotation, biological process: negative regulation of apoptotic process. The transcript is spliced from 9 exons. Gene Ontology annotation, molecular function: ubiquitin conjugating enzyme activity; cysteine-type endopeptidase inhibitor activity. NCBI's taxonomy places the organism in Eukaryota, Choanoflagellata, Craspedida, Salpingoecidae. The record is from RefSeq and is a predicted model, not a curated record.
ACAACAACAACAACAACAGCAGCAGCAGCAGCCUUUGCACGCCUUGGUGGAGGAAGCGAGAAGACGACUAGCGUGUCCAUUGCCUGCACCCAUCGCAACUUUGCCAAAUGCAUGCAUGCGGGCAACCUACCUCAACUCGUGUGGUGCGGUUCUCGUGCAAUCCCCGAGCCAAGUCAAAUGCAUCCUCCCAGACACAACCACCUAUCCCUGUCACAACAUCUUUCCAUCCCAGGAUGUGGAAGACGAAGAAGCAGAUGUUGUCUGCUUUGACUUGUCUGCACAAGACUUUGGCUGCCUGCUGCAUCAUCUCAACUGGAGCCAACUCGAAGCGAGCAUGCGCAACUCUACGCAGCAGCAACGACAAUCGCUCACAGCAUUCCUCACCCAAUUCCAGACCAUCCAAUCUGGGGGUAGCGAGCGUGUGGAGCGCGUGGCUCUCUCCUUGCGGGCGGCAGAAGCUGCCUGCUUUAUUGCUGUGUCGAGCCGCCUCGCAAGCAUGGGUGAUGCUGCAUUGGCUCACCCUCCGUUGUGGUGCGCGCGGGUGCAGAGCGUGCUUGCAGGCAUGGAGGACAAGCUGCGCCAGUCCCAAGCAGGGUUUCUGUUCCACACCACACCAGAAACGCGCAUGCAAUCGUGUCUACAGCGUCUGCACACCUUCUCUGCGUGGGGGCAUCCAACGCUGUCACCAUACGUGCUCGCUGAUGCCGGCUUUGUGCACGCGCCAACGGAUUCACAGCCGCAUCGCGUGCGCCACUACACCGCCAUGUGCAACAACAACAACAACAACAACAACAACAACAACAACAGCGCUGCCACCAACGCACCCAACGACACCCACGCCACGUUUGCGUGUGACUCCCCGGCUUCCAUCGCUGCUCUCCUCCAAUACAUCGAGCACAGCUCAACGCGCAGCGCACUUCCGGAUGCGGGCUGGACAAGCAUGCACGCCCGCAACAUCCCCCUGCACACGGCCAUCAACAACCUGCCUGGGCGCACGUACCCGUCGCACACACGCACGAGCGAGAGCGGGGCUGGCGGAUGGUACUCCUGCGAUGACUUUGACACAGACGAGUAUGAUGAUGACGACGACGGGAGAGAAGAAGAGCGUGACAGCGAUGAACAUGAUGAUGAUGAUGAUGGUCACGACGGCGACACCGCUGUACGUGGCGGAGCUGGAGACAACGCGACCUGGACAGGACACGCGAACGAACCGCACUCCUAUCGUCUGCACCACGGCUGUGACCAUGGAAGCAGAGGAAGCAGUCGUGAACGGUCAACGGAUGGCAUGGAUGGUAAUGGUGGUGCGUUCGACGUGAAUGCUGCUGACAUGCAGUCUGGUGAUGAUGACGAUGAUGACUAUGAUGAUUAUGAUGAUGAGGAAGACGAUGAAGAUGGUGCUGCUUACGAUGCUGGUGAUGGUGACGAUGCCAGAGAGGGUGAGCCGGGGAGUUGGGUGUAUGACAGUGACGCUGUGAGCGAUGGUGAGCGAGCCCGAGCUGAUGAGAGUGAUGACGCCAGCGCUGACUCGGAGCAAACGUGGCUGCACAAUCAAGCCGCUGCGGCGCUUGCAUUGUCAACGGCGUCGGCAACACCGCCUUCCAUCCCGCUUGUUGGCGAGAGCAAAGCGUUACACACGCUUGUCAUGGCGUGUCCUGACUCCGGCACUGUGUCGGUGUGGGGUACGAGCCCUGAACUUGCCCUGCUCACGCAUUUCAACACGCGCACGUGCGACGUGGGCUCCCUGCUUUGCUCGCCUGUACUAUUGCAACAUUGCAACCGACGCAGCAGUGCUAAGCCCAGCAAUGUCUUGGUCGUCAGGCAAGACGGCGGUGUUUCCUCAUCACCACCGGCCUCCGCCCGAACAUCGAACGACAACGACGACAAUGAUGCUGAUGCUGAUGCUGAUGAUGAUGAUGAUGAUGAUGAUGAUGAUGAUGAUGAUGAUGAUGAUGAUGAUGAUGCGAGCGUGGGCGAUGAGGCUGGCAUGUGGCCCACUGCGCGCCGUCCCUUGAUUGACCAUGAGGCUGCAGCGCUGCUGGAAGCAGGCCUGCUUGAGUUUGGCGAAAUUUUGCAUGUGGGUGUGAUGGGACAGCCGCUGCCUUUCUUGCCGCUCUUCGUGCACGUGCUGUUCUCUGCGGGCUCCGAGGGCUCGCUGGUUGCCGUGUUCCGCGUCGACUCUGCACUCGCUUCAUUCGCCGAGACGCCAGAUGGAUACUUUGUUUCGCCCGUGGAUCACCUGGAACAAGGACUACGCUUCCCAACGCUGAGUGCAACUGCAUCGCACUUGCAGCGCCGACACGCCGAAGUGCUGCAGUUCUCAGACAAGCGCACGCUGGAGCACGCUCAGUGCGUAGGCGGGUUUGCUGUGCCCCUUGCACAGGUCUUCGCCUGCUGUGAAACUUGCGACGCAGCAGAUGGUAACAGCACAGCUACCAGUGAAGAUGGUGAUGAUGCAUUGCCGCGUUGUGUGAUUGCCAUUGGCAACCACGAUGAACACGGCCCCUGCGCGGCAGUGAUUUCGCUACGCGAUGCUCUUCUGCGCAACACGACUGCAGGAGCAAGGUGGUGCAGCGCGCAGUGGCUGGUUAUUCCGCUUCCGGCUGAGUUUUCAGACCCUGCAGAGGGUGUGCGCAUCACUCCGACACCCACAGGCUGCAUUGCCCUUGAUGCGGCCUCAGGUAUUGCCGUCCACGUGCACGCACGGAAAGCGGCAUGCCACCGACUCAGCGUUGCAGACCCAUCGCUCCGCCUCCCUAUUGGCGCCGUUCACUUCAACGCUCGCACCUCCGAAGUUGGUGUUGUGGACGCCACGCCCCAGCUCACCACGUUCGCUGUGCCCCCAUACCUCCUUUCACCAACACGCCGGCACCAGUCCGAAGAGCCCCUGACGUCCCUUGCACCGAGCAUUGACCAGGUGCCCUCGCUGAUUUCGCCGGUUCAGCUGCUCCCGAAGCACGCGAGCGCCCCUCACAUCAUCGCCACCACAUCAGCGCCUCUUGCACUGGCGCAUACCUGUGCGACCGAUGCCGCGAGCAACACCGAGCCUGCUCUCGAUGCCGGUGUCUCGUCGUCCCUGUGCCUGCACGACCUGCCGCCCGCGUGGCCGCCGCCUCUGCGUGCCGGCAUGGUCUGCGUUGGCGGUGAUGCUGUGGUUUCUGCGGGUGCAGGUGUUGAACCGCCACGUCAACCGCCAUCACCGCUGUCCCUGCCACCGCAAUCAUCGCCAUCCCCUUCAUCUGCCUCUUCUUCGACGCCUGUGCAGGCUGUGCAGACGUUUGCCGCCCCUGUUGAAUUCGUCUUGAAUGGCGACAACCCCUUGCGUGUGCGCGCAGCACCAUCGCUGGACGCAGAACCGCUUGGUGUUCUUCGAAAGGGCGGGGUGGUGCACGCCGUCGCACGUGCAAGCGGGGACUGGCUGCAAAUCCAAUAUGCUGCCAAGACCAAAGGCAAGAAAAAGAAGAGCAGGAAGAAGACCAAGGCCCAGGGCACCGAGGAGCCCGUGGCCCUGGCUUGGGUGAAGCAGUUUGCCAUCACACGACAGGGCCUCACCACCAAGACGCUCAGGCGCACCAAUGAGCCACAGCAAGACGAUGUCCGGUUGUGUGAAGGCGAGGUGAUCGCGAGAGUCGGCCACGUUCCAGCCGGUGAUGCCGUGUCCGCAGCGUUCCACGUCAAAGCGCGUGGCCAAGUUACCAGCUGUCGCGUUCACGUCUCUGUGAGGCGAUUGCUGGCCUGCUCCGAGGCACAGGAUGUUGCUCGUGUGGAGCAGAGCUCCGUUGUACUUGUGUUUGAACCAGCAUCUUCAGCGCCAACACAGCCAAGCGUCCUUUGCAUUCCUCUGCAAAAGUGCCAGCUGCUUGAUGGUCCCGAUGACACGUGGAUGGCGGACGUCCUGUUUUGCCCGCUCGAACAUGGCGUUUCGGCCUGCACCCGGGUGUUGCAGGUGCACGUGUGCGGGCCUGCUGCGACCCAGGUUCGCGACGUUCGCCUCGGUCUCCUUGCUGCACAACGCCCCCUGCCACAACCGUACGCUGCCGACGUGUCCACGCUGGUUGGCGAUGGUAUCCUUGGCAUCACAGGCCUGACCUGUGACGCCCCGGCCCAGCUCUCCCACGCCGCGCGUAUAAUGAAACACAGCCUUCACCUGUUUGUGUGCGCGCCACGUGUUCUGAUGCAAGAAAGCGCGCUUCGGCGGCUGCUUCGUGAUGGGUUCAUCACCAACCCUCACCCCGGCCUCAGCCCCGUGCCAGCGAUAGCCCGCUGCGCCGUCCACGCCGCCCCUGCGUCCUCCAAGCAGGCACGCGAUGCCAUUGCGGCGCAGUUGCUUGCGCUGUUGCCGGACAUGCAGCAGCACGCUGCCACUUGCACACGUCUUCAGGAGGCACUCGAUCUUCUCUUUGAGUUUGGCAGCGCCAACCCGCGUGCGCUUGUCUGCGCGGCGAUGCGCGCCCUUCUGCGCGUCGCACACGACAUGCUUGAGAGGCACAGCGCCAACGCCGCCAUGUAUCAUGCGCUCCAUGGCAUGUGCGGCAAAGCUGCGCCCGUGCUCGAGCCGAUGCUCUUCUCCCUGGACCGGCUCACCCUGCCCCUGAUCACCACAGAUGACAAAGAACCUCACUCCCCGUCAACGCCAACCGCACCAACAACAACGACAACGAGCAACAACACUGCCGACAGUGCUGCUGGCCAGCGUUCACACCAGUACCACCCAACGCCGCAUCGCACCAGUAAAAGUGUUGGCUCGGCGUGCCCGCUGCCCCUGCGCGUGUGCUCAAGCCUGUCCACGCAAGGCGUCACCGCAAGCGCCCCAGAAGGCCUCGACGCCACAGUUUUCCAACGCUACAGGGUGGAUUUCCCCGGCGCACAUCGGCAAGCAUCGGCGGUGGUUGAGGUUCCACACGCUGUCGUGACUGGCCUCGUCAUAUCGCUGGCUGCAAACGACCGCACCCUGCGCAUCACAUGCACCGGCGGCCCCACGUUGACCGAGAUCACGCUCGUGCACAUUGGCACAUUCACGCUUGAUGAAGUCGACAGCACAACGAUCAACGCCGACCUCGCGUUGACGUGCCGCUUUCUUCAAUUCCAGUGCGAUACCGUCACCCCUGCAGCCCAAGGCGCUGCCGGCGACGACGUGGGCAGCCCGGACCCGUACCGCACGCCCCCAGACCGUGUGUCCUAUGUGCAUGUUGGCAAGGGUUCUGAUGGCUCCCUCACCGUCACGCCUGUACGCGCUGCGUCAUCCAAGCCGAACAUGCACCAGAACCUUACCCAGGAGCAAGAACGCCAGACACGCAGCCCGUCGCAGCAACAGCGGCAACAACACCAAGGGCUUGAUGGCGUCUCAGCUGCUGGCAUCGGUGCGGGAUUUGGCAUGCACGCUCCCGGCGCAAACUUGCCCGGGCUACCUUCCCUGUUCCCUGCAAAGGCUGAGGAUCCACCGUUUGCGCUGUUUGUGUCCGUAUAUGGGCACGUGCUGCUACAACCAGUGCCUUCUUCUGACCCGGUGCCUGACGGUGGCGAAGAAGAGCACAGCAAAAGCAGCAGCAGUAGUAGCACCAGCACCAGCAACAGCAAGACUCGGCCGCGUUGUCCAGCCGACGGCGGCGCCCCACGGGACGUUCACCUGGCAGAAAUAGCCCAGGGUGUUGCUUCAGAACUCGAGGCUCGCGUGCGGGCUGCACAAGCCGCGCUGCAGCGGAGCCAAGCCAGCCUCUCCUCUGUCAUGCUUGCUGCUUCACGCGCCCCAACCAGCAACGAACACGUGCAGCUGGAGGAACACAUGCACAUGGGCAAGCUGGCAUACACAGCGUGUGUUGAGCGGCUAGCGGACGUGUUUUGCCUCUCGUCAACCCUGAAACAUUUCCUGCGCAACCACCGCAACCUGCUUGCCGCAAGCACCAAGGCAAGGCUGGUGCUGCCCACACCUGCAUUUGAUCGCAACUCUCGCUUCGCACACGCUGUGCUGGAUCGCCUGCUGCAGCUACUGCCGGCACGAGUGCAGCAGCACGACGAGAGCUCACGACGCCCCACGGUUCCUGGUGAAACACAACGGAUCUCACCCGACAUGGAUGCCGACACUGCUGAAGGCGGCGCUUUGUGCACGCUUACCGUUGAUGAGGCGGUGCAGCUGUAUUUUGGGCUGUGCUUGCAGGCAUCGUCGGCAGUUGGACAAGCUGUGGUGGACGUGCUGGUGCGAGCCGUCUCCUUUUCCGUUGCCGAGUGGAACAGGCUGGUCCUUAACAUCUUGCAGCAAGCACCAAACCACAGCCUGAGCCGCCGCAUCGUCAACGACGCCGUGUGCUUGAUGCAGGCAAGAGGCCUCGCUGACACCUCCGUGCACAACCGCCUUCUCCAGGAUCUGCUUGAUGACGUUGAGCGCGCGGGCGUCUCCGCUGCACGCCGAUACCUUCCUGGUGCACUGUACGCGUUCACCCAGGCCAUGCCGCGGCUGGAGGGGCGACGACGCUCACGACCCGACGCUACGCACCCCUUGCCUGACAAGCAUGCCACGCCGCACUGCGGCAACCUGCCCUGCGUCGUUGUCACUGAGCAGAACACCCACCGCCGUGCUGCCCUGUACGCUGCGGCGCAUGCAACCGUGACAGAUGCGAUGGCUGCGCUGCGUAACAUUUGGGAGGUGAACGACCAAACCACCGUAUCGCUGACGAUGGCUGACGAGCACGACCUCAAAGGCGACGAAACAGUGUCGUUUCUGCUGCAGCGACAGCACCAGCAGGCGCAUGCGCAGCACGCAACCCACAGCGAUGGUGAUACACACGGCCCGCUGAUGCUGUUCCUUCGUGCUCGCUGCCAUGUGGCCAUCCCAGCUGCUGCGACUCACUCACCAGCAGCCAAAGCGGCCGCAGCAGCAGCGUCAACCAUGGUCGCCUCGGGCAUGGGACGAGCCACGACCAAGGGCGCCGCAUCAACACAUGGCCGCGCUGGUCGCAUACAGCCCGCCACAACCCUGCGUGCACGCUAUUCUUUUGUGGGUGAGUCAGCCAUUCCCCUCUUCAGGGCCGUGCCCGCCGCUUCUUUACGUGGCCCUGCACUCAAUGCGCCAUCAACCGCAUCAUCAUCGUCAUCCUCUCCCUCCUCCUCCUCCUCCUCCUCCUCCUCCUCCUCCUCCACGGCGCCAAUCGUUGGGCAAGUGGAACCCGGCGACGUGCUGCGUGUGCUUGUGUGUCAAGGGUCAUGGAUGCGCGUGGAAGUCAAGCGCGCCACAACGCCAGGGCUGGUUGACGGCUGGCUGCCCAUCAGCACGGCAGCGCCCAUGCUUCGUGUCGUUCACACGCGAGAGCGCAUGCAGUGGUUUGUCGUCACGCAAGCCGCUGCACCCGCGCUUGAACUGAGGAAUGCUGCGCGCAUCACGGCGCCAGUGCUUGCUCGCAUGCUGCCGGGUGAUAUCCUGCAUGUUCGCCGGGUUGUGUCCGGCUGGGCCGAGGUACCCUGGGGAGCACGCACGGCAUGGGCGCCCCUCGCCUUGGAAGCGGUCCAACAACGCAACAAGAACGCUUCCUCUGAGGAGGCAGCCACACCUGCAGACCUGACUGUCGGGGCGAGCCGCUCCGCCACCAGCAGCAUCGGCAAAAGCGGUGGCAGUGGGAGCACAACGACACGAGGCAGCACGCCGCUGCUCAAGCCCAGGUCAAAAAGCACGGAUGCUGCCGGCUCACUGUGGUCAACGCACCUCGUACUGAAGGUGUGUCUGACGCGGGAAAGCGGUGCAGCCCGCCAUCGCGUGCCCUCUAAAGCUUCCGCCAACACACCAUCGGCCACCGGCCCAUCAGCAGUGAACCCGCAGGACAGAGACACGGCCAGAGACAGGACAGAAGCGCCACCCUCCGCGUUUGAGCACCCACCUCGCCCUCACGAAGAGCUGCACGAGACGUGCGUGUCAGCGUUGAUGACUGUUGCCGCGUUCUUGUUGAGGCUGUGCGCUGCGCAUGGGCUGGACGUGGCGAAUAUGGAGGUUGUAAACGAGGGCGGGCGCGUGCUGCCCGGGUGGCUGACGUUUGGCAUGCUGCGUCUCGCAACAGGGGAUGUGCUACACGUGCGUCCCCGCCCGGCCAUCCGCCAACAGGAAGCGAUCGUGGAUCCGUUUGUUGCCGUCAUCCUUGCAGUUGAUGCUCCAGUGCACAGCGGUACAGACGCGAGUGCCACCGGGCAACCCCGCAACGGCGCUGCUGGCCCGCUCUCUUCCAGUGAGGAGCAUGGCAUGUACGUGGUGCGCCUGCUUCGCACCGCGUGUGUAUACUCCGCGUGCGACUUGCUGCAGUUUGCACACGGUGAUGCAUUGCCUGCCGCCGUCCUGACUUGGCGUGGGCGCGUGCUCAACGCACACGACACGCCGGCCUCCCUCGACAUGUGUGAUCUUGCUCUCGUGCACGUAACGCGGACCGCCCCCUCUGACAGGAACGUCAUUCAUGGUUACGACAACCUGAAAAUCAGCAACAAAACAGCAACAGCAGCAGCAACAACAACAACAACAACAACAACAAUACCGGGUCAUGUGUACGGUCGCCAUGAAUUCCGUCGCACACGAGCCCCAAUCGCUGACGAAGAAGCCGGCUCUGGCCUGGCCCAUGCCGCCGAUCGCGUUGGCAGCGUUGGCAGCAGUGACAGCGCCAUUGUUGCUCCUGCCACUGUUCCUGACCAAGCCGAAGCUGGUCCUGUGCGCGUGUUUGCGUUGAUGGCAUCAAGCGCGCUCUUGCAGCCGCUAUCUCGAGACGUGUUGCUGUUGCUGGCGGACCUGCUCCAGCGCAUCAGCGGUGGGUGCUCCUGGCGAUCCAUCAUGUGGGUGCUGACGCAUGAUGCCAUGCCACGGUUCUUGCGCGGCAUUGCACAGAGCGAGGACGAGGAUCUGCAAGGGGCAGUGGCCUCGUUGCUGUCGACCCUCUGCCGCGCCGUGCAGCCGCCGCUUGCUGACCCGCGGUGCAGUGACCCUUCGGUGGUGCAACUCCUACACCCGGUGCCGCUGCACACGCACUACGCGCUUGUGCAGGAUGUUGUGUACCAGUACCUCCGGGCCUGUUCCCACUCGCGCCUGGUGUCGACGAGCGCGCUGCCGUUCCUGUUGAACGUGCUCAUGCCUUUGCACGACCGAGGCGCGCCACUGCGCGUGGACUGGCACGAGCACACGCUGCUGCCGUCCAAGCCAACACAGCAGCACCGGCCGUGGACGUGCAUCUCCUGCCGCAGCGAGCACUCGGGCCUGGCCCGCGGCGUGCCCCGGUUCAGUUGCGCCAAAGGAUGCGACUUCCACCUCUGCCCCAGCUGCAUCCCGUACGGCCCGCCCGACCGCCCCGGACCCGUCAUCUCCGCCGGUGCCCUGGACACGCUGUUUGCGGCGCUGUCGCAGAGCACCGCGCGCCUGAAUGCGCCAACGGAUCACCAGCUGCGCAUCAUUGCGUUCAGCCUGGCACAGCGCGCGGACCCUCAGGAGGUCGCCCGCAGCCGCGCCUUUUGGCAGUGCGUGAUGAGCUGUUGCCAGUCCCCGGACGAGGCGUUGUCCCUCCACUUGCGGUCGGUGAUCCGCACAGCUGUUGUGCGCCUGCUUGGGGUACAGGUGAUUUGCCUGCAGGCAAUGCAGUCGCUGCUGCGGUGCGUUGCCGAAGCUGUCCGGCGCCUGCAAGACCGCGGCUCCAUGCUGCUGCUUGACCUCGUUCACUGCGUGACGCUGCCUGCGUCCACACGCGUCCUGCUCACGGCGCCACCGCUCCUGCGCCUCGUGGUUCGAUGCGCCGUGGCCGUGCUUGCCACCCAGUCGCUCGCCGUGGAGACCACCUCCGACACCUUUGCGAGGUGGAAGGUGGCCCUGCUGCAGAAUGUGCACCAAAUCCUGCGCAGCGUCAUGCAACGCGCCACCACCACCUUUGUUCGAGACCUUUGGACCUGUCAGCGGUGGGCACCGCCGCGCGAUGCACCCGCUGGCGAUGGUGCUGGCGAUGACGUGGGUGAACCUCCCAUGGACAUGUUCUCACCCACGUCUUCACCAGUGCCCUUCAGCACCGAAUCCCCAGACCGGCAUCAGAGCUACAAUGGCGCUUCACGUGCCACGUUCCUGGAGAAGGUGCAGUUCUUGCUCACGUCCCUCGUGUACCUGAGCCCGCCACCGGCCCACGCUGUGCAUCGCGCCCUCACCGAACACACGGCCGCGUCGUUUCCACAACACCAAUCGCGCGCUUUUGCUGUUGGAUCUGCUGCUAGCGCUGCCGGGCAGGUGGGUGCAACCCUAUUUGGGAUGGGAGCACCAAGUGCGCAAGUGUCGCGGCGCGUGUUGAAGUCCCUCACCGCCAACCGACCUGGUGCGCAGCAGCAGCAGCAGCGGUCGCGGCAGCCGCUGGCAGCCUCCAUGGCGAACCUGCAGCAAUUGCUUCGCGGUGGGCGCGGUGAUGGCGGCGAAGGCAGUGCCGGUGCGAGUGCUGAGGAUGACGACCUCAGUGGCGUGCGUGCAUCCUGGGUGAGGCUUGGCCUUGGUGAUGGCCUUGAUGAGGAUGAGCCAGGCCAAUCAUGGGCGACAGACAAAGCAGGCACCGCAGACAGCACGAGCCAUGGCAGCGCUGACAGCGCUCGCCGUAUCAGUCUUGCAGGUCAGCGCGUGGAAGUGCCGAAACUGCACGCGUACUCGUCACUUGUGGAAGCAGCACACGCUGCCGCUGCUGCAGCGCGUGACGCAGACCAACAUGGCGCAGACGAUACGUCUGUUGGCAACAACAGCAGCAACUACUUGGACGUGCUGCUGUUUGACAUGAUCCUGCAGCUGAUUGGCGAGGAUGAGGCUGCGGCAGCAGCCUGUGUUGGAGUGCUAUUCCAGGUGGCCAACGCUCGAUUGGUGCAAGUGAUGGAGUCGCCGCUCAUGUCACUUUUGCUGCUGCUCCUGCACAAGGACCAAGCUGUGCUCAGCUUUGUGCAACAGCACCGCGGCCUUGAAUAUGUGCUGUCUCUGCUUGAAGCGGUGCCCGUGGAUGCGACGUGCAUGGUAUGGCAACCAGGCACAAGCACCAUGGCCGUGCGCCUGGCAGACAGCUUGCAAGCCAUCUCUCUGCCAGCGUCCGAGGGCUGGAGGAGCGGUGAAAGCGCACUGAAGCUGCUACUCUGCAUGACAGACCCCGCACGCACGUCAACGACAGCGCGCGAUGCCGUUGCGCACAGCCCGUUGUUUCCACAGCUCCUGCGCCGUGUGUUGUCCCUGGUGCCUGUGCUGCCCCAGACAGCCGCGCGAGCGCUGCAGCAACUGUGCAUGUGUUCCCAGUAUGGCGCAGCUGAGCAAGCCGCGUCCGCCUUGCUCACCCGCCCACUCACUGCAACCAACGUCAAUGCUCUUCGAGUAAUCAUGCUGCGGCCGCGUUGCGCGGGACCCGACCCAGGUUCAGGCGUGCAAGGCUCAUCAGCGCCGUCAAAGCAAUCAACCACAACGCCCAUGCCAGCGGCGGCAGCAGCAGCAGCAGCGACAAACGGCAGCACAGCCACCGUGACCACCACCACCACCAUUACCACCACAACGCGUCAGUGGCUGCAGGAAGUUGUGUACGCCAUUGUGCACAGCGACACGCCGCCAUCGGCCAGGUCUCCACCGUCGCCGACUCCUUCGACAGCAGCUGGCGGCGUGGAAUCCCAGCUUGAGCUGUGUCGCGUGCUGCGGGCUGGCAUCCACCAGCUGCGCAACACCGCUGAGGACGUGGCUGCCCUUCGCACCCAACUCCCUCCUCUGCUGCUGGACCCAUCAGCCCUGGCCAGGAAGCUCUUGUCGUGGUCUCUCGAGGCCCUUUCCAGCGCUGGACUUGUUGGUAGGGACGAUGUUGAGGCCCCUGGGGAUGAUGCACGCAUGCUCGAUGAUGCUGCUGAUGCUGCAAUUGCAGCCGUGUGGACCAUGCUGACCGUUUCUAGCCAGCAGUCCGCCCCGCUUCCUGUCGAGGGCGAAGCACCACCGCCUCCAUCACGCCCAUGUCACAGAGGCACAGCCUGCGAACGGGACUGUGCUGGCUUGGAGACUGUGUCUGAUGCCAUACAGUCGUCAUUGCUGGCAGCAGGCGCGCUGCACCGCGGAAGUGCGCCCGCCUUUGCCAUGGGUGAUUUCGCGUCCGUGGUUGAUUAUGAAAGACAUGUGCGCGAAUUGCUUGUGCCGGGGAUGCGGGUGCGGCUGCUUGGGUCGGCUCGCACCGCCACGUACGAGGUGCCCACGGGCACCAUCGGCACAUUCGUCUCACACAGCACAGGUGUGCUGUUUCCAGCAGCCACCCGCAACAGCGACAGCCACGGCGACGGUGGUGAGAGCGUGGGGCGCACGGUGGUUGUGCAUCGCGCGUCGAUGGCUGACCUUGAAAUUGUUCAUGCACCGCAGCAGCUGACAGUUGGCGAUCAGGUGUUCGUGGAAGUGUCUGCCAUGUCGGACGCGCAGCGGCUGGGGUUUGUAUGGCGGCCCUGGUACCACUCCCUGCUCGGCAAGCUGGCCACCGUGGUGAGCAUUGACCCUGGAAACAGCGUGACCGUCACAGCCGGUGGCAUUCGCGCGGUUCUGCCUCCCCACUCUGUGACAUUGCUGCCGCAGGAACGCACAACAGGGGUAUCGGCGGCGUCGCUUCACCUGGCAGCCCUGCGUGCAUACGUUGGUGCGCUUGCUGCCCUCGCUCAGCUUCCAGUGCAUGCUGUACCUUCUUCUCUGCCUGGAUCACCUGUGUCAUCCAACAAGGACAGCGCGUUUGCCGCCUCAGUUCCUGUGGCAGAGUGGCUCGUGGUGACUCUGCUGCAUCCCUCGGCGACCGAGAGUGCAGCAAGCGCGUGCAGGCGUGCGCGGGUGCUCGCAGCCCUGUGCACGUGCAGCCGCGCAGUGCUGGACGCGCUGCUUGAUGAAUCAAGGCCAUACAUGAGCACGCUCUUCCUGGACUUCGCCAGUCUGUGUCGUAUGCAUCCUCAACCAGAGAAUCACGCUGCGCCCACAGCCACUGACAACACUACAGCAGCACCAGCAUUGGCAUGGGAAGAAGAGGAGGAGGAGGAGGAGGAGGAGGAGAAGGAGGAGGAGAAAGUAAAGGAAGGGAAAAACGAAGAACGCGAAGCAGAAAACGACGAAAGGGAUGAGGACGCACUAGCAACAACUGUGACAGGACACCGAAGCGCACAACCCAAGGAGGAGGAGCAAGCGGAAAGACGAGGGGGAGGAGAACGGCCCGCGCGUGCAGUGUUUGCACUUUCGUUCUUCGCAGCUCAGUGCAGUGCAAAUGCACGUGUACGAGCAUUGCUGCUGUCUCACUUCUCUGGCGAUGACUGUGCACGACUGCUGGUGACAGCGCCCACGCCGGUGUCCCGCCUGCCCUGGCCAGAUAGGGCGCGUGUUGUGGCCUUGCUGCCACUGCUUGUGAGUGCUCUGUGUACGGCAUCGCCCAAGUUUGCACGUGAGCUUGCAGGCAGCCGCCACAUGCAGCUUCAGAAGUGCACGCCGCUCGUCCUGGAUCGCCUGCUGAGCCUGCGCGCCUCCGUGCGCGUUGUACUGCACAUUGCCCCCAACGCUCCGGCUGUGGCGGCGCCGCUUGUGCCGCGAGAGUGGGUUGUGUCGCCACCGGAACACGGCCUGUGGUCUGGGCUGCAGCUUGCCGUGCCGGCAUCGUUAUCGCUUCAGCGAGUGGGCGUCAUCCUUUUCCCCGCUGCGCAGUCUACCCUGGCAAAGCGGGUGGGCUGCUGUGGCACACGCCUGCGCAUUGGUGGCCUCGAGGUGCAAGUGGGCGACCGCGUUGUGGUGCGGCGUGCCAUGUCGGAUCGCGCACAAGUUGGCCGCGUGGUUCGCCUGGAAAAGACGUUUGUCUGGAUCCAAACAGCAAGCGGGCUUUCAACCGUGUUCGUUUCUGAUGUGGCAGUGGGAGCAGUGUCCAUCCGUAGCGCAAGCUCGACGGACAGCGAUGUGUGUCACAGCGACGGCGGCCGCAGUGGCAACGACAACGGUGGUGGUGCUCAUGGCCAUGACGGCAAUGGCACGGCUGCCGGUUCUGCUGGCAAGACGACGAAGGCGAAGCAGGCACCGGAAGCGAAACCAGUCGGCAGUCCCUCACUGGCGCAUCUGCCACUGGGAGACUUGGCGCAGAUGUCCCCAGCUGAUGGGGCGCUGGUGCUGUGGUGCACGCUUGACGUGGAUGCCAACACUGGGCGCCCGGUGCUCACACCACGGCUGCCCUCGACACCGCCCAGCAGCACAAGCACAUGUGUUGAAGACACACCAGAAACCGCAGACCGCCAACACCCUCAGCGGCCACUUCCAAGGGGCUUGUUUGACGAGCUUGCUGCACACGACAAGCUCUACGAGCUCGUGCAAGCGGCUGCGUCCACGUUUCCCCCAGAUGCACGCCUGUUUGAGGAGGCCACAGGUGCUGAUGAGACCGUGGGUCUGACAAGUGCCCGUCAGGACACGCAGGCGUUUGUGCGUCAUGUGCGCGUGCUGGCUGACAUUCCGGGCUUUCUUGCCGCCGCGCUUGAGCACCGUGUGUUCCGAGCGCUGCUGGUUCGCCUUGUUGGAGCCGGUGUGUCGUCUGCGGAUGCUGAAUACUUGCAGUCGGGGAUGCACAUGCCAGACCACGUGCUGCGUGACAGCGCCGUGCGUGCGACAGAUGCAAGCGCGCUGCUUGACGGUGUGCUGUACAACCUGCUCAUGACCAGCAGCCGUGGCGCCGCCGCGCGUCCUGUUCAAGAGCACACGGAAGCGAUGAUGCGCACGCUCCUGAGCAGCGGAAUUGUGUACCACUACUGCGUGAGCGCAGUCUCUGCUGCCGCCGGCGGGGCAGAGAUGGAGGAGGACGCCGAUUCCACACAUUCGCAGACGUUUGAUGUGACACACCCUGCUGUCAAGAGAACCAACGCUGUGCAGGGGGAGGGCGCUGAGUUUGCGUUUUUCCUCGGCGUCACCUCACGUUCCACAGAGGAGGGCACUGCCAACGUUGCUGGGGCGCCGCCCUCGCUGCACCCGCAGCACUCAUCGUCAGCGACAGCAACGACGACAGUCAUCGGUUUCCCGACACCUGGCGGCACAAUCGCAGCCGGUAGUGGUGAUGGUGGUGGUGGUGGUAUCGGACGAGGAACAGCAGUGGGACGGGGGAGGGGGAUCAGCCCCCGCCGAGGUGGAGCACUCCCACUACAGGACGCCGCGGUGCUUCUUGGGCGCAGCGUCAACGAUGCCACUUCUGGUAGCAGCAUGCGCACCCAUGCCACCCCGCUGCCGUACUCGCUUCCAGGGUGGACCUCGGUCAGCCCCGGGUCCAGCCCAAGACAAGGGCGGCGCAACACAAAGGCGCGGCGAAAGCCGGACAGGGCGCCCCCGGCGCAGCGGCUGUUCCAUGAGCUGGUGGACCAGCGAGCACGCCUGCUUUCGGAAGCGAACUUGACGGUGGUUGGUGCGGUGACGACCGCCAAGCCGCUGCCGGCAUCUGCGCUGCGUGACUUCUACUUUGAGGUGACGCUGGCUGAGGCGCGCGAAGCAUUUGCCGCGAUUGGCGUGAGCGCGUUGCCCACGCUGACAAGCAUGGUUGGCUUUCAAGCCGGCACUUUUGGGUUUCACGCCUUUGACGGCUCGCUGCGGGCUGGACAGCUGCACUACAUCGCUCCCGGCCCGGACUCGUGUCCGCCGGGCACGGUCAUGGGCUGCGGCUUCAAGGCAGAUGAGCGGCUUGUGUACUUCACCCGCAACGGCUGCAUUGUUGGCGGCUACUCCGACCCCAGCGUGGCCCGGGCACGCUACCCGGCUGUCACAGGCCAGCUGGCGACGCUGGUCCUGCUCAACUUUGGGCAUGCUCCAUUUGUGUUCUCCAACCUGAACCGGCAGCUCAUUUCACGGGAGUACCUGGCGGAACGCGGCCUGCUGCACACGGUGGCGUCAUCACGGCCACAUUCGGAGCCAGACCUGUCGCUGUUUGAAGGCGGCAGCGGCAGCAGCGACCCCGGCGCGCUCUCGGGCAUGCUGCCUGCUGCCGGCUUGGGCAUGGGCAUGGGCGCGCACGGGCAGAUGCCCAGCUGGCGUGUGGACUUUGCUGCUGCGGAGCACGCAAAGUCGAUUGAGUCCCUGGUGUCGCACAUCCGCAUUCUCACGGCGUGUGCGAAGCAGGCACGCGUCAGCAACAACCGUAGGGUGCAGCGGGCGUUUGUGAUGGUGGUUGAGGAGAGUGGACUAUUGCAGGUUGUGCAGGAGUGGCUGCACAACGACAGCAUCAACGACCUGUUCCGCUACCUCAACGUGAACAAGGCGUUUGUGCUGUUUGCACGUGCGCUGUGCGCGUGUGACGACACAAACGUGAUGGCGCGGUGGCUGGAGUCGCCCCUGUCCAUGCUGCGCACGCUUGUGCACGACUACGAGCAAGUUGGAGCGCGUUUUGCCACACGGCCACAGCGCCAACUCAUGCACCUACUGCGAGUGGCUGCGGAGGAGGUUGAGUCUGCGCUCCGACACGCAUCGUCGUCGUCAUCGUCGGCACCGGGCAGGACACGUGACAGGCGCGGCAUGCCUGGCUCCGGCUCCGGCUCUGGCUCUGGUGCGGCCUCUGCGUCGUCGCUGUCGUCCUCGUCUGGGGCAUCGGCGUCCUCGGGUGUGGUGUCCCCGGCACCACUCACCUCGGCAACGUCCCUGCUCAGGUCGCCCUUCACAAGGCCGCGAGAUCACGACGGUGGUAACGACGACGACGACGACCAUGAUGAUGAUGAUGAUGAUGAUGAUGAUGAUGAUGAUGAUGAUGAUGAUGAUGAUGGUGGUGGUGGUGGUGAUGAUGAUGAUGGUGGUGGUGCUACCGAGCAACGGCAGGAUCGGCGUGUGCAUGGGGAGGGCUCCACAGGCCAGCAGCAGGAGGAGUCUCAUGUCGAAGUUGACGCCUUUCGGAGAGUCGAGGCACCGGCAGCUCCAGAACGCGUGCGGAUGACUCCUGAGGUCGCGCCACCUACAAGUGAGCGCGAUGAUGGGCACGGGCCUGCGGCACGCGACGAGCAAACAACAACAGAGUACAAGGGCACGGAUGCAGCCGGGAACGAACGUGGCGACAGACAAGUUGCAACACCUGCAACAACUGUGCCAACGACCACAAGACCUGCUGUUUCCACCACAACGUCAGAACCAAUGGCAACGAGCGAUGUGCCGGCAACUGUGGUUGCCGAUGCUGUCGAGUAUCGCCAACGUCUUGGACGGCAGCGCCUGCGCAUUGAGUCCAAGUUUCCCUCGACGUUCUCGCUAUCAUCUGGCGAGCAGCGGUCGGUGACGUCGCCUGCACUUCCGCGCCUUGGCCGCGAGCUGACAGACGCCAAGCGCACGCUGCCCUGUGACGCAACCAACGCCAUCUUCGUGUGCUGUGACGAGAGCAACUUCCACCGCAUGCAAGUGCUGAUCACCGGCGCCCGUGGCACCCCAUACGCCAACGGCUGCUUCCUCUUCGACGUCCUUUGUCCGCCCAACUACCCACACAAGCCUCCAACUGUGCGCCUGGUAACUACUGGCAACGGCAGCAUUCGUUUCAACCCGAACCUGUACAACAACGGCACGGUUUGCCUGUCGCUGCUCGGCACGUGGCGCGGGGACGGUGGCGGUGAGGAGUGGAACACGAGCAGCACGCUGCUGCAGGUCUUCACGUCGAUUCAGUCGCUCAUCAUGACGGAUGACGUGUAUUUCAACGAGCCCGGCUUUGACCACUCACGGCAGGCGCCGGAUGUGCAAGCGGUGAACAUGGGCUACAACAACAUCGUGCGCUACGGCACGGUGCGCUAUGCGAUGCGACAAACGCUGGAGUCCCCGCCCGAGUGCUUUGAGGACAUUGUGAGGCAGCAUUUCUACAUCAAGCGCCAUGAGAUUCGAGCCACUUGCCAGGCUUGGGUGCAGGACGCGCACGCAGCAGCAGCUGCUGCUGCAGCCGCCUCUUCGUCUUCUUCCUCCUCGUCGUCUUCGGCGACCGAUCCUGGACGGCGAGCACGGACGGUGGUGGCGGCGGCGUAUGCUGGGCUCACGAUGCAACACAAUCCUUACCUGAGCCAGCUGUUUUCGAGGUCGCACGCUGCAUAUGCCGAGUACCUGGAGCAGGAGGUUGGGCUGCUGCUUCAGGCGCUUGAUGUGCUGGAGCAUGAACUUGGCGAAGCGUUUGGUGGCAGCAGUGGGAGAACCGGCCCAGCCACAGGCCCAUCCACAUCCAAGAAAGAGCACCAGUAGAAUGGGAUGAUGGGAAUAGCCGUGGCUCUGUGUGUGUGUGUGUGUGUGUGUGUGUGUGUGUGUGUGUGUG